ACUUAUAAAUUUCAGUUUUUGGGAGCACAGCACCUAGACCUGUGAACCCCCCUUUCUCUUCUUGUUCUUCUUCUGCAAAUUUGAGUGAUGGAUCUCAGUGCCCCUCAUUCCAUGGGAACCACCAUCAUCGGCGUCACUUACAACGGCGGUGUUGUUCUCGGAGCCGACUCUCGAACCAGCACUGGAGUGUAUGUUGCAAACCGGGCUUCGGAUAAAAUCACGCAGCUCACUGAUAAUGUCUAUGUUUGUCGCUCUGGAUCGGCUGCUGAUUCUCAGAUUGUUUCUGACUAUGUGCGCUACUUUCUUCACCAGCACACGAUACAGCUCGGUCAACCUGCCACAGUCAAAGUUGCUGCAAACCUUGUCCGGCUUCUCUCAUAUAAUAACAAGAAUUUCUUAGAGACUGGCUUAAUUAUUGGUGGAUGGGACAAAUAUGAAGGUGGUCAAAUUUUUGGAGUUCCACUUGGUGGAACAAUAGUACAGCAACCUUUUGCUAUUGGAGGAUCUGGCUCUAGUUACUUGUAUGGUUUUUUUGACCAAGCCUGGAAAGAAGGAAUGUCCAAGGAUGAAGCUGAGGAUUUAGUAAAAAAGGCAGUUUCACUGGCUAUAGCUCGUGAUGGUGCAAGUGGUGGUGUUGUCCGAACAGUCAUAAUAAACUCAGAGGGAGUGACCAGGAAUUUCUAUCCUGGGGAUCAACUUCCCUUAUGGCAUGAGGAACUCGAGCCUCAGAAUUCAUUGCUAGACAUUCUUGGUGCCCCUGAACCAAUGAACAUUUGAAGAAGUUGCUGUUUUCAAGAAUCUUGCGGACUAGAUUAUAUCUUGUCAUGUCUUUUCUGAACCAGUUUAAUCGUUUGUGUAACCUAGUAAUUUGUCUGAUUAGAUUUUUUUAAUCCUUUUAAUCAUGUUGUUUUCUCAUGUUAUCAGCCAUAGAAAAUCUUUAUUCA
Molecule: messenger RNA, 944 nt
Organism: Gastrolobium bilobum
Lineage: Eukaryota; Viridiplantae; Streptophyta; Magnoliopsida; Fabales; Fabaceae
Product: proteasome subunit beta type-6
Exons: 8
Coding region: 88-777 (229 amino acids)
Cellular component (GO): proteasome core complex
Molecular function (GO): threonine-type endopeptidase activity
Source: RefSeq, a predicted model, not a curated record